Messenger RNA from Kwoniella botswanensis, 1173 nucleotides. RefSeq lists its product as uncharacterized. The transcript has 5 exons. Gene Ontology annotation, molecular function: Hsp70 protein binding. The record is from RefSeq and is a predicted model, not a curated record. NCBI's taxonomy places the organism in Eukaryota, Fungi, Basidiomycota, Tremellomycetes, Tremellales, Cryptococcaceae. Gene Ontology annotation, biological process: protein refolding. Bases 1 to 1173 code for a protein of 390 amino acids. Gene Ontology annotation, cellular component: cytoplasm; cytosol; nucleus.
AUGCCGACGAAGGGUGGUGAUCCGGAACACUUCAAAGAACUCACUCAUGCUUACGAAGUUCUCUCUGAUUCGAACAAACGAGCGAUAUAUGACCAAGCUGGUAAAGCUGGAUUAGAAGGUGGUGGUGGUAUGGGUGGAGGUAUGGAUCCUCAAGACUUGUUCAGUCAACUGUUCGGUGGUGGAGGUGGAUUCUUCGGAGGUGGUGGUGGCUCAAGAAAUGCCGGACCUCGACGUGGAAAGGAUCUCGUUCAUCGAAUCAGUGUAACUCUCGAAGAUCUCUACAAAGGCAAAGUGCAGAAACUCGCUUUAUCCAAAUCGGUGAUCUGUAAAUCCUGUGAAGGUAGAGGAGGGAAGAAGGGAGCAGUAUCGACCUGUACUGGAUGUCAGGGACGAGGAGUCAAAGUCAUGUUGAGACAGUUGGGUCCCAUGAUGCAACAGAUCCAACAACCCUGUGGAGAAUGUGAAGGUACAGGUGAAAUGAUGAACCCCAAAGAUAGAUGUAAGAACUGUAAUGGAAAGAAGACAAUCUCAGAGAGGAAGGUGUUAGAAGUUCACAUUGAUAAAGGAAUGAAAUCUGGACAACAAAUCAAAUUCCAAGGCGAAUCCGAUCAAGCUCCAGGUAUCAUCCCAGGAGAUGUCGUUAUUGUCAUUGAAGAGAAACCUCAUCAACGAUUCCAGAGAAAGGGAGAUGAUCUUUAUUGUGAAGCGGAAAUUGACCUCUUAACUGCCCUUGGUGGAGGUGAAUUUGCCAUCGAACAUUUGGAUGAAAGAGCUUUACAUGUUACGAUCGUUCCAGGAGAAAUCAUCAAACCUGGCGCUCUCAAAGUGAUCUCAGGUCAAGGUAUGCCUUCUUACAGACAUCACGAACUAGGUGAUCUCUACGUCCGACUCAACGUCGUCUUCCCCGAUACUAUCCCCGUAAAUGUCAUCCCUAAAUUGGAAGAAGCUUUACCUAAACGAAAAGAUAUUCAAAAGUUCCCCAAGAAGAUUCACAUGGAUGAAGUUACCCUGGAGGAACCCAAUGACAGGCAACGAAGGUCAGCUGCUUCAGAUGGAGAUGAUAUGGAUGAGGAUGACGAAGAUGGUAGACCCGGUGUUCAAUGUGCUCAACGUGGGUCAUUUCUAUCUCAUUUAAAUUUCAACAUAGUGAGAUAUGUACUGAUGAGUUUGUGA